UCUGUUUCGUUUCAUUUUUCAUUCAAAUAAUGGAGAGACGCCUAUAUGAAACGGAAUUAUUUUGUGGGCUCUUAGUUUUAUUAGUUAAUGUUGUUCAAGUAGUUGGGUUUGACCCAUGUAUACCUGGAAGCCACAAGGAAUUUCCAGAUGUGAAUUUUGGGGAUCGAAAUGAAAACUGCAUACAUGAAGCAGGUUCGGAGUGUGACUAUUAUCUGCCCGCCAAAUGGUACUCCUCGAAACUGGGUGAUUUGGCAACUGAAUGCCCACAAACAGGAACUUGUGGUGUGAUUUAUCCAGCUUGGAUUAAUGGCUCAUUUCCGACAGAAGAAGAAGAUAUAGUCAAUUUGACUAUCUGCAUUAAGUUCAAAAAUGAUUGUUGCCAUGACAAUAGUCUAACAGCGCAGGUUAAGAACUGUAGUGAUUUUUUCGUGUAUUAUCUUCCAACGCUAAUUCAAUGUCCCAGUGUUUACUGUUUUGAUUCAGACUUACCCUGUAAAUAUGAUGAACCAUUAACCAGUUCAUCCUCAAAUAUUACUUCAUCAUCAACUGCGCCCUCGGUGUCAGUGGUGUCGUCAACAAUAACCGAGUCUACCAUCACCGACAAAAAAACUUACCACACCGAGGCGACAACCCAAUCCCAACAGACAUCUUUGAACAUCACCAAGGAUUUUAACAACUCCGCUAACAAUGGUUCAACCGAGGAAUCAACCUACCCUUCAACAGGAACAACUCAGCGUAGCGAUGCAACCGCCACGGCUGUCAUACACGAAGCGGUUCAGACGUACAUAGCAGUUUUAGUAACAGUCCUUGUUGUUAUAAAAGCAGUGGUGUUUCUGAGGUCCAAAUGUGGUAAAAGAAUUACAAAAAAGGCUGUACCGUACGAAUGUCUGCCAGCUCGACCAGAAACCGGCGAAUACAAUUUAAUCGGUCGUAUAAGAGAAAGUACACCAGCCAGAGCUUCUUACCUAACACCAACAAUGGAUAUGCGCUCGUCAAAUACCCAGGCUGAUGCAGCCUGCUGAGUGCUGCAGUGAUGUUAAUAUCUGUGUCUUCCUUCUUCGCAGUUAUAUUUAUGGGCAUGUUGAGCUCAAAUGUUUAAUUCUCGACCAAGCGAUGCAAAAAAAAGAUCGACCCGUAUGUGAUGCCCCUAUCCCAGUUUUGCAGGACCGUCAUGCGAAAUAUAGUCUUCACAGGAUAUUUCUAUCGAAGGAUUGUGGAUGUCCGGAGCUCCUCUGACCAUAGGGCGAUAGUGUUGUAUAUAUACUGACAAGAAACAAGUACAUAAAGAACCUUAUACGAAUUUGCAAAUGUGCAAUAUUUUUCAGCUCUAUGCGUAUGACUUCGGUAUCGGGUCAAGACGGCCUGGUACUUUACCAUUGUUAUACCUUUCAAAAUAUUAUUUUGUUCGAAAUUCAGGAUUAUUCAGGAUCAUUUGUUUAUGUGUUUGGUAGAAGUUGUUAUUCAGGCCCCAAUUUAUCGAAACUUCUGAAGCCUCUUAUAACAGGAUGGAUUAAGCUAAUCUCAUUAUUUUUGUUGCUCUAUAAAAUGCGUAUUAUUUACUUUUUAAAGAGUUUUUAGAAAUUAUGUAGACAUAUUCUAAAUAAUAAUGACAAUAAGACAUUUCUCAUUUAUCAAAAUCCAUUUUUAAUAUGUGUUUUGGCUAAUUGAAAUAAGUGACUUAAACCUGUUAUGCUUAAGAAGUUUCGAGAAAUUGGGGCGAGGUUAUUACAUGUACAUUAUACUUAUGAUUGUCUUGAGAAUAAAAUACGGUUGUACUUUUUUAUA
This is a messenger RNA of Mya arenaria, 1785 nucleotides long. RefSeq lists its product as uncharacterized. NCBI's taxonomy places the organism in Eukaryota, Metazoa, Mollusca, Bivalvia, Myida, Myidae. Bases 30 to 1022 code for a protein of 330 amino acids. The record is from RefSeq and is a predicted model, not a curated record. The transcript has 9 exons.